Chaetomium fimeti is the source of this 1011-nucleotide messenger RNA. RefSeq lists its product as uncharacterized. Bases 1 to 1011 code for a protein of 336 amino acids. The transcript has a single exon. The record is from RefSeq and is a predicted model, not a curated record. NCBI's taxonomy places the organism in Eukaryota, Fungi, Ascomycota, Sordariomycetes, Sordariales, Chaetomiaceae.
AUGUCGACGAGACCUACCCUGAGGGUGUCGACACCCCUCACCGCAAACUUCCCCCACAUCCCGCCAUCCGCCUCGGAGCUCCGGUCUGCCGUAUCGUUGCCGUCGGCCGUCUCCGCUGGCACACCCCUAUCCGCUAUCUCGCGGACAUCGGCGUUUCGGGACCCCAUCCCUUCCUCCGGGCUGCCCUCCGCGGGGCUUCCCUCUGCCGGCCCCUUCAGCGCGACAAUCAAACUGGAGCAUGACCUCCUCAAGACGCCCAUUACCCCCCCUGUCGCCUAUCUGGACUUCCUCAAGGGCAUGUCCCUGGUCUCGCCGUGCCUUGCUUCGCCACCCCAAACAGGGAAGUCGGUGUUGAACCGAACAAGCACAGUAAGCACCACUAGCAGCACGAGCAGCGCACGUAGCAACGACAGCAACGAGAGCAACGCAAGCAACUCCUCUACCGAGACGGAGGAUUCCGAGAAGGAGAAGGGCGACCAGAUCGAGAGCGCGCCGUCAACGGCCCGGUCUGAACUGAGCUGCGAGUGCGACGGGGAGAAGGAGAAGGAGAAGACGAAGGGCUCCAGGCCCGCGCCAAUAGAUACGAAGAAGCCCGUCACACCCCGUGGUGGCCCUAACUGCCCGAUGUCCGCACCACCCGCCGGACCGACAGUAUUCCCCAGUAUGAAGCUGCCCGCCUCACCCGCCGUUACCACAGCCGGCAUCUACUCGCCAAGGUCGCCGCUCAGUGCCGCAUCUGUGAGGUCGGCCUUUGACUGGGAAGCCGCCCUCAAGUCGAGGCGAUUCGCCGAGACCCCAGGCUCAAAACGCCCCGCGGAGCCGGAGACACCCGGUCUCCAGGCCACUGCUGGCACGCCCGGAACACCAGGACACAGCAAGCGGGAGUCGAGGUCCAGCGUACGACACAUCCGGGAGGUUGUCACGCGCACAGUUACCUACACGCCCAGGAUGGCGCCCGCGCCCAAGGGCAAGAGGAGGAAGAUCGACGCCGACACGGCCGUCAAGUCAUGA